AGUUCGGAAAAGGAGGGAACGCGUGACAGAGCGAGACGGAACGUCCGCGCGGAGGGCCUGCGAGCAGAAGACAACGGCCGCCAUUUUCUCGUGACAUUACCGUGUAGCUGUUCUCGCGGUGUUGUUCGUCGACGUGGGGGGAUUCGCGAUUAUUUAUCGUCCUCUACCCGUCUCUCUCCCUCCUCCUUCUCUCUCUCUUUCUCUCUCUGUCCGUCUCGCUCCAAGUUGAACCGACGACGACGUCGAUAACGAGGAGAAGGGAGCGACGACGGGGCGGCAACGACGAGGACGACGACGACGACGACGGAGGUGGUGGUACCCGGACGAUACUCCGUCUUUGUGUGUAGUGAGAAUCGUGGAGAUAAAAGCCCGAGUGCAGAGAUAACGAUAAGACGUCAGUGAUAGAUCGUGUCUGCUCUCUCUCUCAUCGUCGGGGGAGACGGAAGAGAAGGAGAAGCAGCAGCUGUGACGAGGUUUCUCUCGUCAGUCGUACACGUUCGAUCGGAGCGAAGAGGGAAUUUGUCGGCGACGACGUUCUUCUCUCCGAGGAGGCUCCACCGUGUAGAGGCAUCGGCGAGGAACGCAAAAGAAGUCCAUCCGUGAAAGGACGGCUCUCCUUUCGCUCCCCCGUGGAACGACGAGGUGGAACAUCAUCGUCGACCUGCUCCUCGCAGUUGAUAUUGUAUUGUCGGACGGUCACGCGCCACCGCGUACAGCAUCGGCAGCAGCGCCACCGGGAUGGAGAGGCGAGCCGCUUUUGUGCUGCUGGGGCUGCUAUAUUUAGCGGUGGGCACCCUCGUCACGGUCCAGGCAGUGACGUAUUCGGGAAAGGCGAUCGUUAACGAGGGACAAAGUUGGGAGAUCGAGUGGAACGACUUGAAGGACGGUGAAAAAAUUAGAUGGACCAGGAACGGCCAGAUGCUGGAACCGGAGCUGUCCAGCGGUCAGCUGGUUGUCCUCUCAAAACCUAACAGUGGCUCUAGCAAACUUUCGGCGAUCCUAGCAACAGAGAGCCACGAUGGAGAUUAUAAAUGCACAAACGACAGUCCGGAGUUUUUCCACCUCUCGAUAAACUUCGAUAUAAGAGUCAAAGUACUUACGCCCAAAGACGUACCAUUGGUGCUGGAAUGCACAAACAAGAGCGAUGGCAAACAAGUGCAGUGGCAGAAGGAGAAGGUAUCUUUGAGCAGAGCGCUACCUGGCCACGAAGACCUCAUCAAGUUCGACAACGAGACUGGUAGUCUGGAGAUUUUAAAAGACAAGGAGGAGGUUCUUGGAAAUUACACUUGUAUAGUUGGCCCGAACUCCACGAUCGAGUACAGAGUCCUACCAAGGCCGACAGCGCAUCUCGCUGAAUCUACCAGCGUGGUGGAGGGAGAAAAGUUACACUUGGUAUGCGGCGGAAAGUUGAACCCCGGCGUAAAGAUAAUCUGGACUUUCGGGAGUGAAAAUUAUACAAGCAGCACGGGUCGCGUUAAGAUCAGCAAGGAUUCGGAGAGGGGUAUCUACGGCGCCGUUCUGACCGUCGAAAACAUCGAGAUGAAUGAUCGCGGUAACGUCAUCUGCAGGGCGUCGUACAACUGGACCGAUCCAUACGUUACGGAUCACUCGUCGGAGGCCGAGACAUUCCUCAGAGUCAAGGACAAACUUGCCGCACUCUGGCCCUUCCUAGGCAUUUGUGCGGAGGUCGUUGUUCUGUGCGCCAUCAUCUUGGUCUACGAGAAGAAGCGGAACAAGGCCGAACUUGAGGAAUCCGAUACUGAUCAGAGUCCCGAUACUAAACCGACGCCCAACAAGGAAUCCGAUGUCAGGCAGAGGAAGUGAAACAACAAAUAAACGAACAAAGAGCGACGCGAUAGAAAUGGAAAGAAGAGCUGUCAUGUGUCACAGAGUGUUAUAAAGGAAAUUCAUAAAGAUAACGGGACUUGAAUGAGAGAGAGGUAUAAUGUCACAAAUGUGUGGACUAAACACUGAAAAUGGACUGCAGCAAGCUCGAGUGGGCCAUUCAUAGUGCACGCCUGCGUGAAAGCAGGUUUUGUGCAGCAAAUGCGUGCAUAGCAGGAUCACACAAGUUACUAACAAAUUAAAUUAAGCCUUAUUACGGUGUUCACUCCAUUUAUCAGAUGUUCGCCUGUUCGUAUUCUUUAACUACACCGCUUUGACCGACGGAGAGAAAGAUGUGUUGACACGAGUUAUAUGUACAAGUGCCGAUGAUGGUGACGACAGGAGUGCGUGCGAGGGAAUGAAGGGUGAGAAAGAGUGGGAGAGACAGGAAAACAGAGAAAAAA
Messenger RNA from Nylanderia fulva, 2288 nucleotides. It is a transcript of the gene Bsg, whose product is annotated as immunoglobulin domain-containing protein Bsg. Gene Ontology annotation, cellular component: plasma membrane; cell surface. The record is from RefSeq and is a predicted model, not a curated record. NCBI's taxonomy places the organism in Eukaryota, Metazoa, Arthropoda, Insecta, Hymenoptera, Formicidae. Gene Ontology annotation, molecular function: protein tyrosine kinase binding. Gene Ontology annotation, biological process: regulation of immune system process; signal transduction.